AUGUCUGAAGAUUGGAUUGCGAAUAAAAUCAAUGGAGGUGAAAUCACCGAAUAUAAGCUUGAGGACUUUGAAGAAUUCUCAACAAUCACUAUAGGUGCUUUCAGUAAAGUUUAUAAGGCAAGAUUACGAAGUACAAAGAACAUGUAUGCGUUGAAAAUUAUUGAGAAUAAUGAACAUAUUAAUAAAGAGCUUGUGAAUGAAUUGAAGCAUAUGAUUUCUAUGAAACCUCAUAAGAAUAUUAUUGAGUUUCAUGGCAUUAUUAAGCAUAAGGCAACUUUGGCAUUAAGAAUAAGAAACGGACUAAGAGAGAAACUAAUUGCUGAUACGCCUCACAAAUAUGUUACUAUUUAUGAGCAAUGUUGGCAGGGGACACAAGAUAAUCGACCAUCUAUCCAAGAAGUAGCUAUGGAAUUAAAAAAUAUUAUUGCCCAAAACACCGAAAUCAACAUUGAAGAUAUCGAUAAUACAAAAACUCUUGAAAUUUAUCUUGAUAACGCUUUUGGUAUUAAUAACGUUAAAAUUGAUUUAAAGCAUGAUAUGAUUCUUUUUGUAAACAAUCUAUAUUCGACUUUUAGUAAGCUAUUUAAUGAAGGUGGGUCGGUUAGUUAUAUAAUUAUAAAUUUCAUAUCCAAACAUAACAAGACCCCAGAAGAAGUUUUUAAUUGGUUGUUGAUAAAUAAUGAUAAUUCAAAGUAUAUCCUCCUACUUGGAUUAUUUUAUAAUUGGGGUAUUGGAACAGAUAAAAGUGACACGGAGUCAUUUGAUUUAUUUCUCAAUGCAGCAACAAAAGGCAAUGUAAUUGCACAGUAUUUUGUUGGAAGGUGCUAUGAAGUUGGUUGGAACACCAAGAAGAGUAUUAAGGAGGCAAUUGAAUGGUACAAUAAAGCAAUUGGGGAUGGAUGUCCAGCCGCAGAAUGUAUGCUUGGAAAUUAUUAUUAUAAAAAUGGUGAAUAUAUUCGAGCAUUUAAAUUACUCGAAAGCGCAGUUAAAAAAGGAAAUGUAGCAGCGAUGCAUACCUUAGGAUUAUGUUAUCAAAAAGGUCGUGGAACUAAUGCUAAUAUAGCUGAAGGAUUUAAAUUAUUUGAAGAGGCGGCUAAAAUGGGACUGCCUUCUUCACAAUAUGAACUUGGUCAAUGUUACGAAUAUGGUAAAGGAACAAAAGAAAAUUUGGAAAAGGCAUUAGAUUGGUACCAAAAAGCUGCAGAAAAAGAUCGUACUUACCGAAAUGAUCGUGAACGUGUAAAGCUUAGAAUUAUAAAAGAUCGUGGCUAA
This is a messenger RNA of Racocetra persica, 1272 nucleotides long. Lineage: Eukaryota; Fungi; Glomeromycota; Glomeromycetes; Diversisporales; Gigasporaceae. The record is from the annotation of a GenBank genome assembly.